This is a messenger RNA of Cladocopium goreaui, 216 nucleotides long. The record is from the annotation of a GenBank genome assembly. Lineage: Eukaryota; Dinophyceae; Suessiales; Symbiodiniaceae.
AUGGACGCAGUGGCAAAUCUUCCGCCAGAUGUGUUUCUGGGCCUCAUUGGUUUUGCAUUCGCAUGCGUUAACGUGUACUUGCUGUGUUUGAUGGUAUUCCUCGACUAUCUGGACGAAGGUAUGCCUAGUCCUAUGCGUGUGGAAGACAGUCCGCAUACAAGGAAACGCAAGAGUGCCUGGGUAGUUCCAAAACACAUGGUUCGAAACCCGAGAUAA